CUUUCAUCCGACGAUCCCAGUCACUCCAAUCCGUUUCGGACGGACGAGAUUUCAUCUGGAUCAUAUAUAAAUACCCACCUCGCUCUCAUUUAAUAAACCCUCCACGGGGGUUUAGCUGUGGGGAGAGUCAGCUGAGGAUUCAACGACCUCUCGAAGGUUCUGAUUUUGAACAAUGGCUUUCACUUGCAAAAUUGGAAAUAUACUAAAGAGGACAGUAAGUAAUCAUAUUAAAUCAGACUUGUCUGCAUCCAGUCCAUCAAUGUACCAAGCGAUACGAUGCAUGUCAUCUUCCAAACUCUUUGUUGGAGGACUCUCGUAUAGCACAGAUGACCAAAGUCUGAGAGAAGCAUUUACUGGCUAUGGGGAAGUCAUAGAAGCAAGAGUUAUCAUGGAUCGUGAGACGGGCAGAUCUAGAGGCUUUGGCUUUGUUAGUUUCACAUCUGGCGAGGAGGCAUCUGCAGCCAUCACUGGAAUGGAUGGAAAGGAUUUACAUGGCAGGAUGGUAAGAGUGAACUAUGCUACUGAAAGGACGGGAGGAUUCCGUGGCGGCGGUUAUGGAGGUGGUGGCGGUGAUUAUGGAGGUGGUGGCGGUUAUGGAGGUGGUAGUGGUGGUUAUGGCGGCGGCAGCUAUGGUGGUGGUGGUGGUAAUUAUGGUGGCGAUAGCUAUGGAAGUGGGGGUGGUGGUUAUGGUGGUGGUGGAGGAACAAGGGGUUAUGGUGGUGGUGGAGGAACAGGGGGUUAUGGUGGCGACAGCUAUGGAAGUGGUGGUGGCAGCUAUGGUGGAAGCAGCAGCAGUUAUGGCAGUGGAGGUGGUGGUUAUGGCGGGAAUAGUGGUGGCGGAAAUUAUGGUGUUGCUGGCGGGGGUGGCGGCAGUGAUGGUUAUGUCAGUGCUGCCAAUUUUGGUGCUGCCGACAGUGGUAGUAGCUAUGGUGGGAGCAGAGGAAUGGGAUAUGGAAGUAGCCAAGGGAGCAUGAAUGCUGGCGGCGAUUACAACCAGGGCAAUCCGAUAGAGGGGAAUUACAGGGACGAAGACGAUGAUGAGCCGGACGACUACACUGACAAGCGAGUUUGAUGCGGAGGAACAUGGACCUUGCUGAUGAGAAGGCAAUGCAUGCACAGAUAAGAGGGGGAUUUACUGGGAAAAAAAUAAUAAUAAAAAAAACUGAAAUCUGCAGCCAAACAUGCCUUUUUUUCUUUCUUUUUAAUUAGUACCUGUUAUAGUUUUGUUGACUUUGUAUCAGUUUCAUGCGCCUUUUUUCUUUUUUGUUUUUGGUUCGUAUGCUACUGCUGCUGAGAUUUGUGUAGAUGGUGACUCAGAAUUCCAUGAAAUUUGACAUCUGAGAGACGUUGGGUGA
Molecule: messenger RNA, 1355 nt
Organism: Magnolia sinica
Lineage: Eukaryota; Viridiplantae; Streptophyta; Magnoliopsida; Magnoliales; Magnoliaceae
Product: glycine-rich RNA-binding protein 2-like
Exons: 5
Coding region: 173-1072 (299 amino acids)
Molecular function (GO): RNA binding
Source: RefSeq, a predicted model, not a curated record